UCGAUAGAUUAGGUCCGAAUCCACACCUCAGUCUCCCUCACGGUUGCUUCGCCGCCCUGGCUUCCUGUCCACCACCGGCUGCUUUCACACCUCCUCCUCGACCGCCCUCGAUCCUCUCUCUCUUUCCACUUCCCUGUGUCGUACGUGUUCUCUUGUUCGAGCUUUGUAUUGUACACUUUGUGUACAGCCGGAUUAUUGCCGCCAUUUAUUUGCAUAAAAUGGUCGUGUGCAGCAAACCUAUCUGUAACUACCAAAUGGCACUUGAAUAUUCGUGAUCACACAAGUAUAAGUCCGGCCUCCGUCCAAUGGCAGAAGAAUCGAUCGAGCCCACACUGCACUAGCUUUCUCUCUUGCUCUUCCGAGCUCCAAGCGAAAAGAUGGAGUCGCUAGCACGGUUGCUUCUGCUGGUGGCCGCGGCCACGGGCGCCCUGGCCGCGACGCCGCCCCACCCCGCCAAGGGCCUGCGCGUGCGGCUGACGCACGUCGACGCGCACGGCAACUACUCGCGGCUGCAGCUGCUGCAGCGGGCGGCGCGGCGGAGCCACCACCGCAUGUCGAGGCUCGUCGCGCGGGCCACCGGCGUGCCGAUGUCGAGCAAGGCCGUCGCGCGGGGCGGCGACCUGCAGGUGCCGGUGCACGCGGGCAACGGCGAGUUCCUGCUGGACCUGGCCAUCGGCACGCCGGCGCUGGCGUACGCGGCCAUCGUGGACACAGGCAGCGACCUGGUGUGGACGCAGUGCAAGCCGUGCGUGGAGUGCUUCAACCAGAGCACGCCGGUGUUCGACCCCGCGUCUUCCUCCACCUACGCCCCCGUGCCGUGCUCCAGCGACCUGUGCGGCGACCUGCCCACCUCCAGCUGCACGUCGUCGGCGGCGUCGGCCGGGUGCGCGUACGCCUACACCUACGGCGACGCCUCGUCGACGCGCGGGGUGCUGGCCACCGAGACCUUCACGCUGGCCAAGUCCAAGCUCCCCGGCGUGGCGUUCGGCUGCGGCGACACCAACGAGGGCGACGGCUUCGCGCAGGGCGCGGGGCUCGUGGGGCUCGGGCGCGGCCCGCUGUCGCUCGUCUCCCAGCUCGGCCUCGACAAGUUCUCCUACUGCCUCACCUCCCUGGACGACGCCGGCGGCAAGAGCCCGCUGCUCCUGGGCUCCGCCGCCGGCAUCGCCGAGAGCGCGGUCACGGCGCCCGCGCAGAGCACCCCGCUGGUGAAGAACCCGAGCCAGCCGUCCUUCUACUACGUGACCCUGACGGGGCUCACCGUGGGGUCCGCCCGCAUCGCCCUCCCGAGCUCGGCGUUCGCGAUCCAGGACGACGGCACGGGCGGCGUCAUCGUCGACUCCGGCACCUCCAUCACGUACCUGGAGGCGCCGGGCUACCGCGCGCUGAGGAAGGCGUUCGUGGCGCAGAUGUCCCUGCCGGUCGCCGACGGGUCGGAGAUCGGGCUGGACCUGUGCUUCCAGGCGCCGGCCAAGGGCGUGGACCAGGUGCGGGUGCCCAAGCUGGUGCUCCACUUCGACGGCGGCGCGGACCUGGACCUCCCCGCCGAGAACUACAUGGUGCUCGACGCCGCGUCCGGCGCGCUGUGCCUGACGGUGAUGCCGUCGAGGGGCCUCUCCAUCAUCGGCAACUUCCAGCAGCAGAACUUCCAGUUCGUGUACGACGUCGCCGGCGACACGCUCUCGUUCGCGCCCGUGCAGUGCGCCAAGCUGUGAGCCGCCGGGUUCGUUCGCAGCCGUACGCGCGCGAGCGCGCGGCUGUACAUGUGUGGUUGUAUUGGAUGGGCGAUUGAUUGGUCUUCGCUGCUUGAGCUUGACGAUGGGGUGGUUACCGGUCAGUGAAUCGAUGCCGACCUGUAGAUAUCAUCAUGUUUGUGACACGCUGAUUUUUUUUUUGUCUGCUGGAACAAUGGGUUGGAUUGCUGAGGAAGUAGCAGGGAGAUUUAGGACGGAGACGGAGACCCAUUUGGUCCAUGAGCUGCCUGACCUCGAAUUGACUUGCGACGCCCCGGCGUUUUCAAA
Panicum virgatum (switchgrass) is the source of this 2021-nucleotide messenger RNA. Its product is annotated as aspartic proteinase nepenthesin-1-like. Gene Ontology annotation, biological process: proteolysis. The coding region runs from base 378 to 1715 and encodes 445 amino acids. Gene Ontology annotation, cellular component: extracellular region. Gene Ontology annotation, molecular function: aspartic-type endopeptidase activity. Lineage: Eukaryota; Viridiplantae; Streptophyta; Magnoliopsida; Poales; Poaceae. The record is from RefSeq and is a predicted model, not a curated record. The transcript has a single exon.